Molecule: messenger RNA, 1020 nt
Organism: Letharia columbiana
Lineage: Eukaryota; Fungi; Ascomycota; Lecanoromycetes; Lecanorales; Parmeliaceae
Exons: 5
Coding region: 1-1020 (339 amino acids)
Source: RefSeq, a predicted model, not a curated record
AUGCCUUGCCGCAUCCCUUCUCACACCCAUGACUGGCCGCGAUCAGGCACCUUAUCCAUCUCCAAAUGUGAAUCUAAGUGUGGUUUCUGCACGUCGACCAAGGACUACAAACCGGCUUCGGCUUUGAGAAAGCAUGUCUUGACCCACAUCAAGAACGAUAAAAUGUCAUUGACCUUGGAAAAAAGCAUCGGAGGGAGGCCAAGGCUUCAGACAACGCCUCUUGAUUCUAUAAUUCGCGAUCAGCCUGAGCCACCGCCAUCUGGCUCUGAACUUCCGGUGGCUGCCAACCCGGUACUUGGGAAUUCAGACGCUGGAGGAGAAGCCAUCAAAACCCAAAAUGAUGUUCUUCUCUCUUUGGAGGAGCUUCUCAUUCUAGAGAAAAACCUCAAAUACCUUUGCCGGCUGGAUUUGGUCCCGGCCGCCGUGGAGGUUGCUAGAGCGGCGUUUUUCUUUAGUAAAAUUUGUGGACUGAAGGAAAAAAUGGCCCAAGAAGGUCUUGACUGCCUGAGGAUAUGUCUGAUGGAGUGCUGUGAGGACGACAAGCGGCAUACCGCAUUGGCUUGCAAUCAUGACAGCCACUGGGAUCCUGCCCCGUCCCAUAGCCAUGAACGAUAUCAUGUCUUUCGUAAGGCCUUGGAAGAUACUGCAGGGAGGAUGGCUCAGCCAUUGAAGCCGGCGACGCUCCUGGACGUUUUCUAUGCGACGACGAUCUUAUCCAUUAUCAGACGUGUUCUAUACAUCUCACGAAGCACUCGAGGAAAAUUUGGGACCACAGCAACAAGUAGAUAUUAUUAUACGACAACAUUCGCCCUCACUUAUCAACCAAUCAUCAAUGCUCUUGGGAAAUCGGACAAGACCUAUCGCGAACUCUGUGAUGAUGUUUAUCGGCUAGGAUUGUCUCUAGAUUUGGAAGAUCCAUAUUCGGAUUUCAUCUACGCUGCAGGUCAAUUGCUCAUAUAUAAUAUUUACUCAAUUGCGCAAGAGCUUGAUACGUUCCUCUACCGAGUCGAGCCCUUGUAA